AUGUAUCCUUGGAGGAAAGUAUUAACAGCUGCAUUCAAAUGGCCUGUGAAAAAAUUACACACCUCGAAAAUUCUGGAAAAAGCUACAAUAUUAAAUGGUAAUAAAAUUGCUAAUGACAUUCACAAGGAAUUAAAAGUGAUUGUCGAUGUUUGGGUAAAAGAUGGUAAUAGAAAACCAAAUUUAGUGGCUAUAUUAGUUGGUAAUAAUCCAGCCAGUAAAGUAUACGUUCAAAGAAAAAUGAAAGUAGCAACUUUAAUUGGAAUUGAAAGUUCCACACUUCUUUUUGAGGAAAGUAUAACACAAAAAGAUCUGAUGAAAACAAUUGAUCAGCUAAAUAAAAAUGAAACUGUAAAUGGUAUUCUUGUACAACUGCCAUUACCAGAGCAUAUAAAUGAAUACGAAAUAUGUCAGAAAAUUGUACCACACAAAGAUGUGGAUGGAUUUCACUCUGAUAAUAUAGGUAGACUAUCAUUAAACAAUGAUACCCUCAUACCUGCGACUGCUUUAGGUGUAAUGGAAUUAAUACUUAGGAGUAAAAUAGACACUAUUGGGAAAAAUGCAGUGGUUGUAGGAAGAUCAAAACAUGUUGGUUUACCGAUUGCCUUACUUCUACAUACUAGAUGUCAAGACUGUUCAGCGAAAAUGAGUCGACCAAAAGUUUUAAUUACUCGCCCGGACAUCCCAAUUUCAGGAUUAAUUUUACUGCAGGAACAAUGUGACAUUAUCCAGUGGGAAAAGCCAGAACCAAUACCAAGAUCUGCAUUACUAUCAAAAAUACAAAAUGUUGAUGGAGUUUAUUGUUUACUGACAGACAAAAUAGAUGAUGAAGUCUUAAAUGCCGCUGGAUCACAAUUGAAAGUAGUUAGUACUAUGUCAGUUGGGGUUGAUCACCUAGAUUUAAAAGCUUUAAAAAACAGGAACAUCAAAGUCGGUUAUACACCUGGUAUCUUAACAGAUGCAACAGCAGAAUUAACUGUAGCAUUGCUAUUAGCUACAUCUAGACGAUUAAUUGAAGCAAACAGGGCUAUUUACAAGGGUGAAUGGAAAGCAUGGUCACCUACUUGGAUGUGUGGACCUAGAUUAUCUGGAUCUGUAGUUGGAAUAAUAGGACUAGGUCGUAUUGGCAGUCAAGUAGCAAAAAAUCUUAAAAGUUUCAACGUUGCCAAAAUAUUGUAUACGAGUAGAUGUGUUAAAGAAGAAGCAUCUGAAUUUGGGGGAGAAAAAGUAGAAUUUGACGAGUUACUGCAAAAAAGUGACUUUGUAAUUGUUACAACAGCCUUAACACCAGAAACAAGGCUAAUGUUUAACCAAAGUGCAUUUGAGAAAAUGAAAAAGUCUGCUAUAUUUAUUAAUGUUAGCAGAGGAGAAGUUGUUGAUCAAUUUGCCUUGAUAGAAGCUUUAAAAAAAGGCACAAUCAGAGGAGCUGGCUUAGAUGUUAUGACUCCAGAACCCAUUCCAUUAGAUAGUGAACUGUUAAAAUUGGAUAACUGUGUGAUACUGCCUCACAUUGGUAGUGCUGCCACAGAAACAAGGGAUGAGAUGUCAAUAAUCACUGCCAGAAAUAUUCUAGCAGUUCUAAAAGGAACACCAGACCAAAUGCCUGUUCCACUCGAAUUAUAAGUAUAAAUUAUGUAAAAUAC
Dufourea novaeangliae is the source of this 1640-nucleotide messenger RNA. RefSeq names its product glyoxylate reductase/hydroxypyruvate reductase. Gene Ontology annotation, cellular component: cytosol. The transcript has 7 exons. Gene Ontology annotation, molecular function: NAD binding; glyoxylate reductase (NADPH) activity; hydroxypyruvate reductase [NAD(P)H] activity. Lineage: Eukaryota; Metazoa; Arthropoda; Insecta; Hymenoptera; Halictidae. The record is from RefSeq and is a predicted model, not a curated record. The coding region runs from base 1 to 1620 and encodes 539 amino acids.